UUAACAAAACAAGAGGAGAAAAAACUGAUGAAAAAUUAUUUGUACAAAGUGGCACCUUGGUUAGAUAUGUUUGAUUUGUCAAGGCAAAUAGGUUUGAAAUCCGUUCAAUUAGCUAAAACUUACCCCUGUUUGAAAUAUGCCAUACUUGCCUUAAGCUCAAGACAAAUGGAAAGAACUAGUAAUUUAAAUGAUUCUUCAAUAAGUGCAGCCCUUUAUCAAACUUCUUUGAAACAUUUGAUCCCAACAGUGAAAACCAAACUUGAUAUUGGUGGUAUUUCCGCAUGUGUUACUUUAUGUAUCUUUGAUAUGAUGUCAAGAACUCCAGAAAAAUGGAGAUAUCAUCUUGAAGGAUGUUCUGCGUUAUUCAAGGCAACUGGGAUCAAUGGAUUCAGUGAACCAUAUGAAAGAGCUUUAUUUUGGGCAUUUGCAAGAAUGGAUGUCAAUUCAGCCGUGAUUGGUGAGCAAAGUACUAUGAUUGAAAGUGAAAAAUGGUUGCCAGACGGAGUUUCCUUACAUUCAGCUGGUGAGUUUUUCAAAAAGGAGAAUACUAUUGAUAUGUAUGCAAAUUAUAGUGUUUUCUUAAGCUCAAGAGUUUUAAAUUUGAUCUCAAGUACAAAUGUGACAAAUUUUGAGAAAGAAUGGGAGUUUUUAUGGACUGAAGUCAAUGAAUGGCAUCAAAAUAGACCUGAUGAAAUGAAACCAUUGAUUGAGUAUGAUUCUUCACCUUUCCCAGAAAUACUAUAUGAUAAUGGUCCAGCUAUUGGUUCUAACCAAUUAUACCACAUGUCUAUGAUAAUUUUAAUGGAGAAUAAGCCUAGAUUGUACAAGACUAAGCAUUCAAAGUCUCCAACAUGGCAUGCAAAACAGAUUUGUUCAAUUAGUCUCAAUAAUGAUCAUCAAGGAUGUUGGAAUAACUCUGUUCAAACAUUGUAUGUUGCAGGCAAACUAUUGACACACGAAGAUGAACACAAGAUAAUAUUAGACUUGAUGGACGAAAUAGAGACAACAACAGGAUGGGCAAUGAGAUUUCGAGGAAAAGAUUUGAAAGAGUUUUGG
This is a messenger RNA of Hansenula anomala, 1056 nucleotides long. RefSeq lists its product as uncharacterized. The annotation marks the transcript as partial. Gene Ontology annotation, biological process: positive regulation of transcription by RNA polymerase II. Gene Ontology annotation, molecular function: DNA-binding transcription factor activity; transcription cis-regulatory region binding. Gene Ontology annotation, cellular component: nucleus. NCBI's taxonomy places the organism in Eukaryota, Fungi, Ascomycota, Saccharomycetes, Phaffomycetales, Wickerhamomycetaceae. The transcript has a single exon. The record is from RefSeq and is a predicted model, not a curated record.